AUGUUCGAGCGCAUGCGUUCGUGGUUUGGUUCACCCAACGAGGUGGCGGGCACGGGUUUGUUGUUUUCCUCUGUGGCUUCUGGUCCCGCUCACUGUCGAAGCUCUUCUUCUCUAUCUACGGCAGCAGGAGGAGGAGCAGGAGUAGCAGGAGCAGGAGGCAAAGGAGGAGCUCCUGCGGUGCUACCAGUCUCUGUUGGGCAACCUUCUGUGUCACUUGUGUCUGCUUCGGAUUAUCCGACUCCAUCGAAGUAUUUAGAGAACCCGGAUUCGAUCCCGACAUACUACACCUUUCAGAGCAACAUGGUUUCUGACGAAGAUCUUCUGCCUGGUAUGCUGCGUAACUUGGAGGUGGACAGACGCCUUACGCUUCCGACACGCACACAUAUUCGUUUUCUCGUGACUGCCACCGACGUCAUCCACUCCUGGGCUGUGCCUGCUCUGGGUAUCAAGGCUGACGCCAUCCCAGGAAGACUUCAGAAAGUGAACACCUUCAUUCAGAGAGAAGGCGUCUUUUAUGGACAGUGCAGCGAACUCUGCGGUGCUCUUCACGGCUUUAUGCCCAUCGUCAUAGAAGCUGUUAGCCCAGAAACCUACGCAGCGCAUGCAAAGAAGUGGUAUAAAGAGUAA
Eimeria maxima is the source of this 627-nucleotide messenger RNA. Its product is annotated as cytochrome c oxidase subunit II, putative. Gene Ontology annotation, cellular component: membrane. The record is from RefSeq and is a predicted model, not a curated record. Gene Ontology annotation, biological process: ATP synthesis coupled electron transport. The transcript has a single exon. Lineage: Eukaryota; Apicomplexa; Conoidasida; Eucoccidiorida; Eimeriidae. Gene Ontology annotation, molecular function: copper ion binding; cytochrome-c oxidase activity. The coding region runs from base 1 to 627 and encodes 208 amino acids.